Messenger RNA from Esox lucius (northern pike), 1580 nucleotides. It is a transcript of the gene armc1l, whose product is annotated as armadillo repeat containing 1, like. The coding region runs from base 104 to 907 and encodes 267 amino acids. Gene Ontology annotation, molecular function: metal ion binding; protein binding. NCBI's taxonomy places the organism in Eukaryota, Metazoa, Chordata, Actinopteri, Esociformes, Esocidae. The transcript has 7 exons. The record is from RefSeq and is a predicted model, not a curated record.
GCAAUUGAACCAAUAGGCUGUUCAGGAAAUUGUGCACUAAAUUCGUAAUUUUUGGGUGCGCGAGCGGGUUCCACGGUGGGAACCUCUGCUUAUCUCUGGGAACAUGAUGGAUGCGCUAUCUGUGGUGACUCAGCUCCGAGACCUGGCUUCCGAGCCUCAGAACCGGGAGCCCAUAGUCCAGGACCAGGGCUGUCUCCCGGGACUGGUUCUCUUCCUGGAUCACCCAGACCCACAAGUAUUGUUCGCUACCCUGCAGACUCUUCGCUACCUGGCAGAAUGGCCGCGGAACAUCCCCACUAUGAAGAACGAACUGGGCAUGAUGGUCAGCCUGGAGACACUGCAAGAGAGGGCUGGGUUGUCAGAUGACAUCACUGUCCUGUCGAGGGAGGUGUAUGAUAUCCUGAGUGUCCCCCCGGCACCUCCCAGCCCAGAGAGGAGAAAUAGACCCCAGUUCUUCCUCAACUCUUCUAGGGGGAAGAACAAGUCGGUUACCCUGCUCAUCCAGGGUCUGGACAGCACAGACCAGCGAGGUGUGUGUGAGGAGGCUCUACUGCGUGUGAAAGGAGUCAUCAGCUUCACCUUUCAGAUGGCUUCUAAGAGAUGCACCAUCCGCAUCCGCUCUGACCUGCCCACUGAGACUCUGGCGUCAGCCAUCGCUGCUACCAAGGUGCUGUCAGCCCAACAGGUGGUGAGGAACGAAGCGGGCGAGGAGGUCCUGCUCCCCCUAUAUGCGAGUGGGGUGGAGGCGAGAGAGGAGAACCAGAUGAUACCAGACUACCUCCCAGAGGAUGAGAGUCCCGAAAUGGACCGGAGCCACGCCGUGUCCAGAACCGCAGCCAAGGACGACGCCUCCGGCAGCUGGCUCAGCUCAGCCGCCAGUUUCCUCACUAAGACGUUCUACUGGUGAACGUGGGAGAUCUCUGUAAAUAUGAGGGGGUGGGGGGUUCUCCUGUAGACUGGUGUCAGGGUACAGUGAUGGGCAGAGGAACAUAGACAUGAUGUUGUACUUCAUAAGUAGUGUUGUAUACUGAUUUUGGUCCCUACAUUACACUAUAGCUCAACAGGCCCUAGUCCAAAGUAGUGUACUAAAUAUGACAUGGUAUUCUAUUUGGGACCAAGGCAGAGGGAUCUCUGGAUGUCUGAUGAAGCUCUACUGAACAUGAUCCCUCCUGGCAGAUCACUGUGAUCCAGGAAAUUAACUGAAAUUCCAAUGAAACAAUUCAGAAUAUUUCAUUUAAAAGAUUUCUCAAUGAAAUUAUAAUUUUUUUGUUAAACUGGCAUGUAACAAUUUUAUGAAAUGUUUCAUAUUCAAUUAAGUUCUAAUUUAAAUAACCUUGCCUGUUUUGGAAUUAGCGCUCUCGUGGUGGUUGUACAUAUUAUCCUGUGGAAAUUGUUUCCAUUUUGUAAUUGGUCAUUGUCUCUUAGUUUGACCUAUGCCUAUUUGACUAUUCUUCUCUUAUGUACAGAUGUUUUGUAUAUUUUGUCUUUUUUUCUCUUACAGUUGAAAGUCUUAGCCUUGAAGUGAAUUUAUUUCAUAGAAACUUUGCAAUGAAAAUUAUGCAAUAAAAUGAUACCUGUUA